AUAUUUUAACAUAUUUACGAAGCACCCUGUAUAAUCAAACGUUUGAGUAGCUACUAUAUAAAACCUAUAUGAAGUCGAUCGUAAUCCAGAAAAACAUGGAACAUGUAUUAUUUAUUUUAGUAAAAUUGUUUAAUAGAUAAAAUUAAAUAAAAAACUUUCAACGGGAAAGCAAGCAAUUUGUUUUUUGUAUUUGCUAAUCUAUGAGUUCAAUUUAUUUAAGAUAAACUGACUUACACACUGAAAUACAAAACAAACUGUUUUGUGUGGCUUUUCUGAAUAUUUUUUCUAUAAUCUAUUUUUAGGCAAAUACAGGGUAGGUAAAUCACACAUGGAAUGACCUGUAUCAUCUUAUACGCGUUUGCCAUUUGUGCACAUUGUCUUCUUUAAAUGCAAUGAAGCAGAUGAACCUUAAAAGUCUAAAAGAGUGAUUUAUCUAACUUUAUAAUUCUAUACAGUGCGAUUCUCUAACUUGGAAUAAGUUUUGUAAAUUCUCAGGUUUUGUUUUGGAAUUAUCGUCGAACAUGUCCAUUAAGUAUCUGUUUGAUAUAAGAAUUUUUUUUUAAUGGAUGUUCUAAUUUUGACAUUUUUUUUAACUUGAUGAUAUUGGAAGCGGAACUAAAACUUGUUGAAAAAAACAAUUCAAUUACUUCGGCGAAAAUUAGUCUACACUUCCCAAUCUUCAAAAAUUAGAUUUUCAAAUACUCCCAUAAGGAAUAAUCUAGAGGUGUUAAAUCCGGAGAGUUUGGACGCCAUUCAGGACACAUUGAAAUGAUACUCACUCACUCACUUACAAAGUGAGGAGGAAAACUUUUUCUUCCUGUAGGAAUUCUAAAUAUUCUGCUCCAUUGAGAUUUUUUGAAAAAAAUUGGUCCGGUUAACUUAAAUUUAAUUUAAUACGAUACACUUAACUAACUAAUGUUCCAGUGUAGAAUAUGUGGAUGAAACUAUUCCCAAAAAACCAAGCAGCAAUUUAAAAGCUGUUUUUAUGGUUUGGUGUCCUGAUUAUUGACAUUUGAGAGUUGUAAAUUUGAGAUUAGCCCUUAUAGAAACAGUACCAAAAUUGACUAAAAGUGAAGACAUGGAAAAAAUCAAAUUCCCAGCUGACCUUAGAAAAAUAAGUGUUAUGAAACUCUGGAUCAAAAAGCAAAGUGCAAAUAAAUUUUUAAAUAGUUUGGCCCGAUCACAAAGCUACGUCAGGUGAAUGUGUUGUGCCCUAUAAAUAAACAGAUGUUUGCUAAUAAAUAAAUUCGAACCAAUUGAACUGAAAUACACAUAGGCGCCCUAAUUAAUGAAUAGUCCGAAAUUAAUUAAAUUAAAAAUACACGCAUGAUACAUCGUUAAAAAUAUUAUGCCAAACAAUUUGAUUCCCCCAAUAUAAAUCCAUAGAGCUUGAGCGCUCAACCAGUUGCUGAAAAGUCGCUAGAAUCGAACGAUAUUGACGAAUUUGUGUGAAAAUGUCUGGCAGCCAAUACGUUUGUACAGAUUCCCGGAAUCCUCGAACCAAAUGGCGACCAAAAACCCAAUAUUACAACUAUAAUUAUGGCAUUGGCAUGAACUAUUACCAACCAAUGGUGGACUUUAUUGAGGAAAAAUCGUCUGGACGAAAACUGCCAAACCCCCACCUUCCCUGGACUGAGGAGCUGGGUUUAAGCCAGUUUGACCCAUUACGCGUUCGCAGUUACAGUGAACAAGACCUAACGAAAUUAUCAGCCAAAACGGAGCGAAGUGCCAAAAUUCGACUAGCAGCUGGACGCUCGCAUGCCAGCUCCAGUUUUGUGAUAGCCGAGUCGGCCAGUGCCGCAAGAAUCACCACGAAAAUUCAACAGGAAGAGCGCAAGAAGAACAAGCUUGUGAAGGAAAUCAGAAAACUGAAGAGCAGAAUGGUGGAUGAUAUCGACUACAACCCCGAACGGGAUCGGGAUAUUGAGCGAGAGCUGAUGGCUCAACAGAAGUACUUGAGAGGCAAAUCGGCCAAGUCCAUCGAGGCUCAACUGCUGGCGAAGAGCCGCAAAGCCAUAGCGGAGUGUAUUGAUGAAGACUUGAAAAUCUCUCAAGUGAGCCAGAUGAGGGCUGUAACUACUGGGCGGUGUUUCCGAACGCACGUCAAAGUUAUGGACGAAAGAAUGACUUCGCAGCUGGAAGAAUCCAUCACACAACCUCUGGACACGCUCAGCCAAGAACUGCGGGGAUUUGACCGCAGAGCUACGUAUAAUUACAUUGAUCAAAGGUGACUUACAUAUAACACUUAAGAUUAUUUUGCAAAUGCCAAAAUAAAGGUCUGUUAAUGGAA
Dendroctonus ponderosae (mountain pine beetle) is the source of this 2290-nucleotide messenger RNA. Its product is annotated as paramyosin, short form-like. The coding region runs from base 1455 to 2231 and encodes 258 amino acids. The record is from RefSeq and is a predicted model, not a curated record. Lineage: Eukaryota; Metazoa; Arthropoda; Insecta; Coleoptera; Curculionidae. The transcript has a single exon.